GCCUGGGCGGGGGGCCCGGCCGGGGCUGACGCAGGAGUCCCCGCGCACUCGCGAGCCCGCACACUUACUUUCCAGGUUAGGCGGCGGCCGUCGUCGCUCCCGGGAUCAGGGACAUCCGCGCCGCCGUGGGGUCGCCGCUGCGGCAGCAGAGAAAAUCAAAAAAGUGCGGCGGUCGCGCGGCUGCCCGCCCCUCCGCCCGCCCGCCCCCUGCCCCGGGGAGCGGCUCCCACCACCCCCGGCGGCGGCGGCCAACUUGCACCUCUACCCCGUGCCCAUGGUGCCGCCUCCGCGGCAGGCGUCGACACGGACUCAGACCCGGAGCCCCCUCUACUGCCCACAGGCCGCCGCCGUCGCCCUCUCAGCCGCCAGCCCGCCUGCCCGUCCAGCCCCAGGCUCCCGGGAACGUCAGCACGCCGCCGUCUCCGGACAAGCUUCCCGCCAGCCCCAUUGGUCGCCAGGAGAAAGCUGGCCCUCCCCAUUGGCCCGGCCCUCACAUUGAACGGGCCAAUGGGAACUGCGGUUUCAGGUCGCCAUAGAGACCGAUGCUGUUAAGCGUGAGAAGGCCUGGACAAGGUGGGGAGUGAAGAUGAAGGUGUGUCUGCCCUCCAGCGCUGGAGGAGGUGGGAGAAAGGACUACUAGGGGAUCCCUGAGCGCUGGCUCUGAAAUCUGGGGCAGGUUUGUUUGCCUUACUGUCAACCCAACUGUGCAUGGUCUGUCCCUGGCUUCAAAGGCAGGAACAGUCGAACCCCCAGAUUUAUCCUUGACAGUAAGAGCCCAAGAGUGGGCGUUUCAGUUUUCCAGCGUCUGGGGUGCCCGUGAGCCUUUGACCUUUGACCUUUGACUCCGGUGCCCCUUCUGCUUCUCCAGAGUUCACUGGUAUAAAUCUUGCCUUUUCAUAGAAAUUUUAAAAUCAACCUAUUAGUUUCUGUUUCUCAAAAAGCCAGCUUGGAGUUUGGAUGGCACUGGUGUUUCAUAUAACUAUAGGGAUCACUGGCAACAACAGCAAUGGAGAAGAUGAAGAGAGCCUUUGGAUUUGUGUAAGAACUUUCCCGGUCUCUUAAAAGCCAGAACUUCUAGGAUUUGAACUCUGACUAUGUGAAUCUGGAUAGAAAAGUCACAGAGCAGGAGUACAAGAAGGAUA
Messenger RNA from Chinchilla lanigera (long-tailed chinchilla), 1142 nucleotides. Its product is annotated as cuticle collagen 40. Lineage: Eukaryota; Metazoa; Chordata; Mammalia; Rodentia; Chinchillidae. The record is from RefSeq and is a predicted model, not a curated record.